AUGGAGGGCCUUGAAAGCAAUAAGCGGCAAAAUCACUCAAUCGAUGUGGGACAAUUAGAAGAGGGUGGGAAAAAGCAUAAGAAGCAUAAGAAGCACCACCAUUCAGAUGACUCUCCGCCAGAACCUUCUCAAAAAAUCUCUAACCUCCUCAGAGCGCUGGAUGCCGCAUUGGAGGAGGAUGCAACUCCAAGUUCGAUUGGGGACGAAGCAUUAAAUCGCUGUCUCGAACUUCAGACAAUUCUACGGGCUCCCAAAUCACCCCCUAAGCAGCAAGAUGGACCCAACAUCCCCAAAACCCUGACACCCGCUUCUAUUACUUCUUGGAAGCAUUCUGAACUCCCAAGUGACCUUCCACCGCUUCCCGCAGUCCUGGAUAAGACCCUGGAAGAAGCAGCUUUCACCCACACCAAUGCCGGGGCUGGCAGGAUCACGGAUAUCACGUACGAGCGCCUAGAAUGGAUCGGUGACAGCUAUAUGGAGAUCAUUGCCGCUCUCCUAAUUGGCCAAACGUUCCCUCACCAUACCCCCGGUAAGUUAUCACAACUACGAGAACGCUGCGUCAGGAAUCUCACACUAUCGGAAUACGCAACGGCCUACAGCUUCGACAAGCGUGCAAACCUAGGUGCAAAUUUUAAGCCCUCUGCCAAAGAUAUGAUUAAGAUUCUGGGAGAUAUGUUUGAAGCCUACGUUGCUGCUAUCGUACUAUCGGAUCCGGAAAAUGGAUUGCCCAGAGCAGCGGAAUGGCUAAAGAGUCUCUGGGGAAGGACGCUGGCAAAAGAGAUACGAGAAGAAGAGACGAAAGGUAUCGAGAUUCAAAAUCCAAUGUGGAAGUUAGUGGGAGCAGCGAGGGACAUGAUAACCCAACAGAAGGCUCCUCUACCUCCCAAGGAUCAGUUGCAGAAAGCUUUAGGGGCAAGAGGCAUCAAGAUUGAUUACAGGGACAUGGGACCGCCGGGAAAAGACCGUACGAAUAGCCUACCCCUUUUCACUGUCGGUGUUUACUUGACGGGUUGGAAAGAGAGAGACAAGCUGCUUGGUCGUGGUUCUGCUAAUGGAAAGAAAGAGGCUGGGACCAAAGCUGCUGAGCAGGCAUUGAACAAUAAGAAAAUGAUGGCUAUCUAUGUGGAACGCAAGAGGAUGCAGGAAGAACAGGAUCGGCUGGACAAGGAGGCCGUGGAACAAGCAAAGGCUCUAAGUAAGACUUGA
Molecule: messenger RNA, 1206 nt
Organism: Lachnellula hyalina
Lineage: Eukaryota; Fungi; Ascomycota; Leotiomycetes; Helotiales; Lachnaceae
Gene: RNT1
Product: Ribonuclease
Exons: 2
Coding region: 1-1206 (401 amino acids)
Biological process (GO): regulation of gene expression; primary miRNA processing; rRNA processing
Cellular component (GO): nucleus
Molecular function (GO): double-stranded RNA binding; ribonuclease III activity
Source: RefSeq, a predicted model, not a curated record